Messenger RNA from Amphimedon queenslandica, 656 nucleotides. RefSeq names its product acid ceramidase-like. NCBI's taxonomy places the organism in Eukaryota, Metazoa, Porifera, Demospongiae, Haplosclerida, Niphatidae. Gene Ontology annotation, molecular function: hydrolase activity, acting on carbon-nitrogen (but not peptide) bonds. The record is from RefSeq and is a predicted model, not a curated record. The annotation marks the transcript as partial. The transcript is spliced from 2 exons.
UUGACUCAAUGAUGGCUGCUGUCUGCCUAGUGUUUCUUUUAAUAUUUUCCACACAAAUGCAAGCUCAAGCUAAAGAUGUUCCUAUUCCCAAUUACGACAUCAAUCUUGAGCUCCCUCAAAAUGAGCGCUGGAAGCAAGUAGCCAUUGACUACAGUCAAGACCUAAAGGAACUGAUUCGUUACUUGAAUUUACUUCAGAGAUGCAGUGCUUGUACCAGCAUCCUUGCAACUACAAAGGCUGGUAAAAUAAUUCACGGGCAGAACCUUGACUAUGGUGGACCGUUAGGUAAGCUAGCAGUGACAGUCCAUUUCCAAAGGAAUGGCAUCACGGUAUACAGUGGAACAAUAUUUGCUGGCUACGUCGGAAUUUUGACUGCUGUUAAACCGGGGCGGUUCUCUAUAACACAGAACGAUCGAUACAAUGGGGACUGGACGUUAAAUGUUAAGCAAGCAUCAAUGCUGGGUACUAGUAGCUUUCUGGCUUUAAAGGUUCGCGACCUUCUUGAUGACCCUUCGUCUGAUUUCAAAAAGGUAGUGAAUACGAUUGCCAGCACUCAAUUCAUAGAUCCAUUUUAUGCUAUAGUGGGAGGAGUCAGUGGUGAUGAAGGAGCUAUUAUAAUUCAUAAUAGAACAACUGGUAUUACUGUGUGGAGACUG